UGUGUCUUUUUGCUUUGCUUACUUCCUGCAGGCGUCUAGUCGAGGGGGGCGGGGCUGCUGGCUCUCUGCAAAAUGGAUGUUUCUGCUCUAGCACCAUGAGCUCUGUCAGUGUGACAUGAUGUUACUGUACACCCUAGCCCUAAAUUCUCUGACAACUGUGAUGACUGUUUAGAUAUAUUGAAACAGCACAACUUAUGUCUCAAUAUCAAAAUUAAUGGCCUGCUGGAGCUCUUCCUACUUCCGUUUCCUUCAUCCAACAUCCAUCUGCCAUUAUGAGCGUGUACACUGAGGGGUUGGCUGUAAAGAGAAACCUCGACGCAUAAGACCGAGCAAGGAACACGAGGAACGUGACCAGCUUUACCAGAGAGCUACUCACUGCCAAACUUUCUCGAGUUGACACAGCAACUUUCCAAGCACAGGAAAAUGCUAGAUGAAACUCCCAGCACCUGUAAAACCGUCCCAUUUGGAAUCCAAAAACAAGAAACAAUAUGAGGAACAGACAAGGAAGAUGAAAACCAUAGCUUACUAACUAUGCUUUAAUUUUCAUAUCUGUCCACCAACAGCUGCAAACAAGAGGUGUCAGUCUAGAAGAGUCUAAGAGGUAAACAGAUGUGUGUCCCAAAUCAGCAGAUGAUAGAGGUUAAUGGGGGUGUGAGUACCAUUUAGUAUUGUAUUUCUUGCAGACAAAGCAAUUUACACCUCUAGUAGUGUGAGGAUGUCUUGUUUAUGCUAUCAGCUGGUUUAGUAGGGAUUGAUUCCCCCAUGUUAUCAAUCAGUGUAAUGGUAUUCAUUGCUGUUAGUACGUCAUCUGCAAAUUGAGUGACGUAGAUCUUUGUUUACAUAGACAGAUAAAUUAGCUUGAGGCAAUUAAUGUCAUGAAUAACAUUAGCGAGUAGCAAGUGUAAAAACAGCACUUUUCUUUCUUUUGUUUAGUUUCAACAGAGUUGAGAGCUAGCUGGAGCUAGCUCAAGAGCAACUUGAUUAAGAAGCUUGCUUCAGCUACAACAGUGAGCCAGUGUGUGUGUUAGUUCCUGCUAGUCAAGAGUCUCGUGCAGUAUCUGGAACAAUGAAUGCAGUGAUUGAAGACACCAUUGAAGACGAAUCUCAACCUAUGGAGGACAUCCCAGAAUCAUCAUCGUCGUCUUCUUCAAGUACUUCAUCUGAUGAAUCGAUGUCUGACAGCAGCAGUAAAGGAGAUGAUGUCGUUUCGCUAGAAGAGACUAGUCCGUUACCGUACAUCAUACAGCAACACCCGGGUAUGGAGAUGGUCAACACUUUCCACGCCCGUACAAAGAGCAAUCAUAAGCUUCUCCCUCAGAGAGUGUUUAGUGAGGAAAGAAAUGGAAAUCGAAUCUCAGCAAUCCUCGAGACAGCAGAUCUGUGGAAACAGUUUAACGAUAUUGGAACGGAAAUGAUAGUAACAAGACGUGGAAGGCGAAUGUUUCCACCGCUCAAAAUCCAACUCCUAGAUCUGGACCCAAAAGCCAGCUACGUUCUACUCAUGGACAUAGCUCCGUGUGAUGAGUAUCGAUACAAGUUUCACAAUUACUCGUGGCAGCAGUGUUUCAAGGAGGACUGCUCAGCCACACGCUACUAUGUUCAUCCUGACUCUCCAGCCCUGGGGGCUCACUGGUUGAAAUCCAUCAUCAGCUUCUAUAAACUGAAAUUAACAAACAACCAAUUGGACAAACUUGGAAAUAUAAUUGUGAACAGUAUGCACAAGUACCAGCCGAGGCUGCAUAUUGUAGAGGCCAGCUGCACGGAUGUGGAACUGCUCAGGCACAAAGAGUUCCAGACUAUUAUUUUCCCUGACACACAAUUCAUGACCGUCACCGCCUACCAAAAUGAUAAAAUUACACAGCUCAAGAUUAACAACAACCCUUUUGCGAAGGGAUUUCGCCAUCCAUUUGCUCGUGUUCGACCUAGAUCAAGAUAUCACAUCAACCAACGGUACGGUUCAACUGGUAGUGAGUCUUCAGUAGAAGAGGGCAUCACUACCUCCUUGUCAGUGAUUCACUCUGGUCCUCACUUUGUCUCUGGCACCAUCAGAAAUGAACAAGAAGUGGUGAGCUUUCCACUCAAAGUCCUUAAAAAACCAAGACAAAGCGAUUCUGACUCCACUGGACAAAGCACGUCAUCUCCAACUCUACUCAACCCACACCACAGUCAACCAAUUGUCUACAACGUUCCCUCCACCGCUUCACCCAUAAGAGUCACUUCAUCACCUCCAUUCAUGCUGAGUCAGCAGAAACCACUCCAGCAACAAAUAUUCAACACUCUCCCAGCCCCUCCUCCUCCACACUAUAGAAAACUCUCUGUUGGCUCGCAUGUUAAGAAACAAAUCAUUCAACCUGAUCCAACGUCUGGACAGAAUCUCCCCGUUUCAAGUAUUUUACCUCCAUCCCACUACGUUAUAAACCCCAUGGCUGCUCCGGUCCAUACUAUGAAUGGAACACCCAAAAACAUUUGUUCUCCUCCAGCUGGUAUUAUGAACGGGCAUUGCCAAGCAGUUCCAAUGAUGAUGAUAAAUGGAUCCAAGUAUCUCCUUUACGUCCCACCUGGUGGAGGUCCCCCAUCACUUGUUCCAAUGCCGUCUGCACCACCUCUUCCUAGCCAUACUGCUGUGUAUACUAGCGCACCUGUUCAACUCAUAAAUACCGCACCGACUGCAACUUCUCAGCCUGCAUUCCAGCUGCCAACAAGAUCCAAAAUUUCACCGAAAUCCACAAAACCUGCACCUCCCCCCCUCUUGUCUAUUAGAUCCGUUAAUUCCCCUACUGUCCCUACAAGUCUCGUCAAGGCAACCCGCUCCCCAACAACUACUGAACACAGUGUCAGUGAAAAACCUGUUAUUUAUUUGCAAUCACCCCCUACAACUUGUCAGAAAUUGUUCAUUUUGCCCGUCAUGUCAAAUUCACAACCAAAAAACGGCACAGUAUUGAUGUCAAGGGAUAGAAAAAUAUCUUCUUCAACUUCUAAGAGCCCGAAGUCAGCAGAGGAGCAUCAGGUGCCUUCUUCAAUGCCUAUUUAUCGAUUUGGUGAUGCUAUUCAUCCUGUACAGUUCAUGAGCUCUCCUCACUUAUCCCCCCUGACUCGUUCUAGCUAGUUUUGUGAUACCUGAUACACACACAGCUAGGAGUGUUUAGUUUUUGUAUCAUGUCUCUGAUUUCAAUUUUUUUAUUACCCCAUCCCUCUUGGUUUGAUUUGCCCCUCAUUGGUUUUGGUUGAUUUGCCCCUGAAGAA
This is a messenger RNA of Halichondria panicea, 3243 nucleotides long. Its product is annotated as T-box transcription factor TBX1-like. Gene Ontology annotation, biological process: regulation of transcription by RNA polymerase II; positive regulation of DNA-templated transcription. NCBI's taxonomy places the organism in Eukaryota, Metazoa, Porifera, Demospongiae, Suberitida, Halichondriidae. The transcript has 11 exons. The record is from RefSeq and is a predicted model, not a curated record. The coding region runs from base 1067 to 3106 and encodes 679 amino acids. Gene Ontology annotation, cellular component: nucleus. Gene Ontology annotation, molecular function: RNA polymerase II cis-regulatory region sequence-specific DNA binding; DNA-binding transcription factor activity, RNA polymerase II-specific.